UGUAGUGUAUCGUGUGCUGUGCCAUUCUAUAAGAAAUGAGAACCGCAUCAGGUGUUUCGAUUUCGAAAUUGUUUUUAAAAAGAUCUCUUCAAAUUCAAGAUCUGUUUGUAAAAGAUAUAAAAAAAUACUCAACUAGUUUAGCCACACGAGAGUUUGAAGACAUACAAAUCAGUGUUCCAUGGGGUCACAUUGCGGGAAAAUGGUAUGGCCCUAAAAAUACUCGACCGAUAGUUGGAUUACAUGGUUGGCAAGAUAAUGCCGGUACCUACGAUACUCUUGCUCCACUUCUGCCAACACAUCUUGGAUUUCUAUCAAUUGACCUGCCUGGACAUGGACUUUCUUCUCAACUUCCGGAAGGUUGCACCUACCAUUCAAUAGAUUACGUCAAUACUCUGUUUACCAUAAUGCGUGAAUUCAAAUGGAAUAAGAUUUCAAUGAUCUGUCAUUCGAUGAGUGCAAUUAACGGUUUUAUAUUUACAUCUUUAUUUCCUGAUAAAUGUGACAUGUAUGUUGCCUUGGAUAAUCUUAAGCCUGUAUUAAGAACAAAACCAGAACACACAAUCAAAACGAUUACUGAGCGAUUUGCGGGUCAUACCAAACAAAUCGAAUUCGCUCUAAAGGAUACAAAGCCGCCAUGUUAUGAAUAUGAAGAAAUUGUCGAAAGGUUGUACAAGGGAACUUCGAAAUCGAUUUCGAAAGAAUGUUGUAAAUUUAUUUUACAACGAAACAUGAAACCAUCGGAAGAAGAACCAAAUAAAUACUACUUUAGUCGAGAUGGUCGAUUAAAGUCAAUGAUGUUUUUCCUAUUUCCUCAUGAAGUUGUUGUAGAAAUGGCACAAAGAAUAAAAUGUCCGCAUUUAUUUAUUAAAGCUCUGAAUGCUCCAAAAUAUGAUAUGAAAGCAGAUUAUGAAGAAGUACUGAAUACACUCAAACAAAAUCCAUUAUUUGAACAUCAUAUAGUUAGUGGCACGCAUCAUGUGCAUUUAAACGAGCCGCAAAAGAUAGCUGAUAUUGUGAAUCCAUUUAUAAAUAAAUACAGACCGGUUUAAUAUGAUAAGAUAAAAAAUAUUAUUUU
Episyrphus balteatus (marmalade hoverfly) is the source of this 1075-nucleotide messenger RNA. RefSeq names its product probable serine hydrolase. The coding region runs from base 36 to 1049 and encodes 337 amino acids. The transcript has 2 exons. The record is from RefSeq and is a predicted model, not a curated record. NCBI's taxonomy places the organism in Eukaryota, Metazoa, Arthropoda, Insecta, Diptera, Syrphidae.